UUUAACAAUAGAAGAUGUAUUUGAAUAAAGUGAUAUUUCUUUUUUGCCUGUUGUUUAGCUAUUCAACGAGACUCGGCCGAGCAAUGGGUGACAAGUGCGCGAAUGUGUGUACGUGUAAGUGGAAAAGCGGAAAGCGGACGGUAGAGUGUAAGGGCCGCGCAUUGACUAGCGUACCUGACGACAUUGAUUCAGAAACACAGGUACUCGAUGCCAGUGAAAAUGAUAUCGGUGCACUAACAAACAAAAUUUUUAUCAAGGUACGCCUUACCAACCUUCAGCGAUUGUAUCUCCGCAGCUGUCGCAUCGACCGAAUCGAGCAGAAUGCCUUAGCUGGACUAACAAAUCUUAUUGAAUUAGAUCUUAGUCAUAAUCUACUCAGUACUGUACCCAGCGCUAGUUUCAGUGAUACUCCUUUCCUCAGAGAUCUUACACUGUCCUUUAAUCCACUGUAUAAAAUUGUUGCAUAUGCAUUUAAAAAUACACAGAAUCUUGUCAAAUUGGAUCUAUCUAAUGCAGAGUUAACUGAAUUAGCUGCUAAAGGUUUUCAAGGUUUGGAGAUGUUAGAAAGUUUGAAGCUAAAUGAUAAUAGAAUCUCUACAUUACAUCCAGGCACUUUUGAGCCACUCACUAAAUUAACAAGUAUUGAAUUACAUGAGAAUCCUUGGAUAUGUGAUUGUCAUUUACGUGAGAUGAAAUCCUGGUUGGUGAAGCAAAAUUUACCAACGUUGAUCGCACCAAUGUGUCACCGACCUGAGCAAUUAAUCAAUAAGUCUUUCUCAGAAUUAACAUUCGAUGAUUUUGCUUGUAGGCCAGUGAUGCUCAUAGUUAGUCGUUAUGCCGAAGCUACUAUAGGCGAAAAUGCAAGCAUAGUUUGUACAGUAACCGCUAUACCACCUGCUAGAAUAAAAUGGAUUUGGAAUGGAAAAUUAUAUACUAAUCACUCAGCAGUAAAUAGCUAUCAAAAAAUUUUAAUUUAUGAGGAGGGUCAAUUUCGAAAGCUUAGUACGCUAGUUUUAACCAACGCACAAGAGACAGAUUCGUCAAAUUUUUUCUGUGUUGCAGAAAAUCAAGCUGGUAGCGUUGAAGCAAAUUUUACUCUUCACGUUUCUUUGCGUACUGCUGGAAUGUCAACGUUAGGAUCAGGACAAAUUGCUGGUAUAUCCGCAGCUCUUGUGGUACUUAUACUUUUUAUUUUAUUAACUAUUAUGGUUUUAUUUAUUCGUUUGAGAAGAAUGCCUCAGAAAGAUGUAAAAACUCCAGCGCCUUUGUCGGAUAAUUUACCAUUAGAAGGUUGUAACAGCAGUAGUCAUGAUCCAAACAACCCGCAAUCAACUACUUCAACAGCUAGUCGACGGAAAGUAGAUGAGAUAGAAGCAACGAGUUUUAACGAAUCUAAAAUCGUUACACCGCCAUCUUUAAUUAAUCAUAGUUAUGUACAACGAUCAAAUGUCAAUAUUGUCACGGAAAAUCAUGACUAUCUUAUUAAUCGUGGUUAUGAUGAAAUGACUGCAAGAAUUCCGCAAUCCGUUGUAGUUGGAUCGUGUUACUCACCUCAGUCAUCUUUAAUGCCAAUUGAUAAUCCGGAUCUUAUCAGAGAUACUAGACGUGGUUCUAAUGAUGAAGAGGUAAUUCAAGGAGGAUAUACUACUAGUGGUGAAUAUAGUCGAAUUGUUAACAUGGAGGAAAGCAAGCUCUUAUAUUCUGAAUGCCUAGGAUGGGAAGGUCAAAGCAGAGAUAUAGUUUGUAGGCCGUCGGCAUCUAUUAAUACAUAUGGAUCAAAAGAAGUUCAACAAGCUCAUAGUGGUAUUGUGAUUCCUGGUCAACAGAUACAAGAAUCUUUUCCACCUAAACAAACAGCUAAACAAAUUCGUGUUUGGCAAAAAGGAAUACCUGUUUUACCACCUGUUUCGGCAUUAAAGCGUGUUCUAGGUUCAACCCGUAGUUCACCGGAUGAAGGAUAUCAGGAAGGUACCGGUACAGACGUCUAGACAAUAUUUCAUUCUUCGUCAUUUAGACGCAGUGCAGAAUAAGAUGGCAGCCAAUCGACUAAUUA
Messenger RNA from Ceratosolen solmsi marchali, 2053 nucleotides. Its product is annotated as leucine-rich repeat, immunoglobulin-like domain and transmembrane domain-containing protein 2. The coding region runs from base 15 to 1988 and encodes 657 amino acids. The transcript has a single exon. The record is from RefSeq and is a predicted model, not a curated record. NCBI's taxonomy places the organism in Eukaryota, Metazoa, Arthropoda, Insecta, Hymenoptera, Agaonidae. Gene Ontology annotation, molecular function: protein binding.